GUCCAUGACAAGAGGCGAGUCUCGCUGCCGACCCACCACUGCACUGGCUGCCGCGGCGCCCGACGUGUCUGGUUGUUUAGCAGACUGCAAGUUUGGUGAAGUUAUUUUGAGAGAAAAGUUCCUUACUUGGCUCGACACCUUCGUCCUUCCAUCAUGUUCCGCAGAAGCUUUAGUUGGUUCAUCCGCAUUUUUGUGGCGCUGGUCAUAUUUACUGGCUACAGUCACCCAGUUCCUGUUACAGAAUCCUAUACGGGAGUCACCUUGCAUACUUUAACAACCGACAACUCAGAAUCCCUCACAGUGGGACGAGUGCAGGAGGCUGAGGAGGCCACGGCCAUGGAUCUGGGUGCCUUGCUGGACGCCGGGGACGGCGCUGUGGUGACUCUGCUGGCCGGGGACACGCGGCUUGUGGCUCACAGGGCUGUCUUGGCCGCCAGGAGUCCCGUGUUUGCGGACAUGUUCCGUCGCGUCACUGUAGAGGGCAGCAGCAGCCAGCUCGUACUCUCGGACACAGAGGGUCCUGUGCUGCGCCAGGUGCUGGCAUACCUCUACACCCUGCAGGUGCCCCAGCUGCCCAGCAUGGCCCCACAGCUGCUGGUCGCCGCCGACGUAUACGGCCUGUCGGUACUGAAAGCGCACUGUGAGCAACAGGUGGUCGCCCAGCUGUCUGUCGAGACUGCGGCAGCUGCAGGUGUUAUCGCGAUUAGGCAUUCCGCUAACAGGCUGAAGCAGGCCGCCGUCGCCUUCAUAAAGGCCCACUUGCUCCGUGUGAUGGCGACGCAGGGCUGGGCUGAGGCUGUAGUCAACGACCCACAAAUUGUUGUGGAGUUGACUCACCUGAUUGCAGAGACACCGACAGACACCAGCACGCCAAGCGCUGGAGAGAGCAGGACCGGCCCCUCCUCACAGCCACACAGUGGCCACAGCGACGACGGCCGGAGGCCAGCCACAGCUGCGCCCCCCACCACUCCCCAGACGACUCCCCAGCCUGAUGACGUCGCCAUCUCUCUCCUGCGGGAUCUUUCUGGAGAAGAGAAGGGCAAGAUGCUGAUUGCGGCAGCUAAGGAGGGGUCAGUGAGCAAGGUGCGAACGUUGCUGACAGUGGGGGCGGACGUGGAGGCGAUGGACGAGAACCAGCAGAACUCACUGCACUGGGCAGCAGCCAGGGGACACUUGGAGGUGGCGAAGCGUCUACUGGAGGAUGGAGCUGAUGUCAACGCCAGGGACCGCUGGCAGAACACACCUCUGCAUCAGGCUGCAUGGAAUGGCCAAGCACCCGUGGUGCGGCUGCUGGCAGCAUCCUCUGCCAACCGCAACGCCAGGGAUCACAGAGGGAACACGCCACUGCACGAUGCGGCACGGCGUGGCCACCCAGACGCGGCGACCGCACUACUUGAGGCAGGGGCCGACAGAGAAAUCAGGAAUGACAAUGGGGACACGCCGCUGGACCUAUCCAAGCGGAACAACCACCAGCGGCUCGUAGACAUCCUAGGAUCAAGCUAAAUAUAGUGCAAACGACUCUGGAGUAAAAUAAAAAAAGCCUUCUAUGUGACCUUUGUUACUUAUAAAAUAAAUAAUACAGAAAAGU
Schistocerca americana (American grasshopper) is the source of this 1588-nucleotide messenger RNA. Its product is annotated as ankyrin-3-like. Gene Ontology annotation, molecular function: protein binding. The transcript has 6 exons. Bases 154 to 1503 code for a protein of 449 amino acids. NCBI's taxonomy places the organism in Eukaryota, Metazoa, Arthropoda, Insecta, Orthoptera, Acrididae. The record is from RefSeq and is a predicted model, not a curated record.